GUAGCAGCUUUAUAUAUCUACUCCCUCCCCCAAAGUGAAAAACCAAUCUGCCAUUCUAAUGGAUUUCAACAUGAGCAGCUCUGUAAUAAGCAUCACAAUUCUAUCAUUUACUGUCUUCCUGUCCAUCAUAUUCCGAUGGGCGAGAAGAAACAAUGGGAUACUGGCUUUGCCAGGACCAUUUCCACUACCCGUCAUAGGAAACCUCCAUCAAUUGGGGACUCUUCCUCAGCGAGCUCUGCACCGCAUGGCAGACAAAUACGGGCCAAUAAUGUUGGUGAAAUUCGGGUCUAUUCCGAUCGUCAUUGCGUCUUCUUCUCAGGCGGCCAAGCAGUUUCUGAAGACCCACGACCUGAUUUUUGCAAGCAGGCCGUCUACUGCCGCCGGAAAACACCUGUUUUACAACCGCAAGGACAUCUUGUUUGCUCCCUACGGUGCUUACUGGCGAAACAUGAGGAAAAUAUGCGUUGUGGAGCUACUGAACAGUAAGAGAAUUGAGUCGUUUAAGGGCGUUAUGGAGGAAGAGGCGCUCUUGAUGGUGCGGUCGAUUUGGGAGAAGAGUGAGCAGGGCAGAGUGUGCGUUGAUGUGAGCCACAGCGUUGCCUGCUAUGCCUCUGAUUUGACGUGGAGAAUUUUGACCGGCAGGACGAAUGCCGAUCGCCAGAAGGGCGGUGACUUGUUUGAGAAGCUGGUUAUGGAGGUGACUGAAUUGAUGGGCGCUGUGAAUAUUGGUGAUCUCAUUCCUUGUUUGGAGUGGCUCGAUUUGCAGGGGCUCAGACGGCGUAUGAAGAAUUUGCACCGCCGGUUGGAUGCCGUUUUCCACAAGAUAAUUGAUGAACAUGCGGAGCGCGAGAGGAGGUCCAGCGUGGAGGAGGAAGAGGAAGAGGAAGAGGAGCGGCAGAAGGACUUGGUGGACGUGCUUCUGGACACGGAAACGACACGAGAUGAGAAGAAGGCAAUCAUUUUGGAAUUGUUUGUUGCUGCAAUAGAUACAUCAGCAACUGCAUUAGAAUGGGCAAUGAGUGAAUUAUUGAGAAACCCAUGUGUAAUGAAGAAAUUACAAGAUGAAAUUAGUUUUGUGGUAAAAAAAGAUGAGGAAAUAACGAAUUCUCAUAUCUCAACCAUUGAAUACUUGCAUUGUGUGGUGUUAGAGACAUUACGAUUACAUCCACCAGGUUCCUUGCUCACCCCCCAUGAAUCUAUAGAAGAUUGUAUUGUGAAAGGACCUCAUUGUGACUACUUUUUACCAAAAGGAACAAGGCUUAUUGCUAAUAUUUGGGCAAUAGGAAGAGAUCCAAAUGUAUGGGAGAAUCCAUUGGAAUUCAAGCCUGAGAGAUUUAUGGGUAAAAAUUAUGAUAUAAUUAGAGAUUCAGAAUUAAACAUGAUCCCUUUUGGGGUAGGAAGGAGAGGUUGCCCAGGUGCUUUGAUGGGCAUUGCCACUAUUGAGGUUGCAUUAGGAUAUCUCAAUCACUACUUCGAAUGGAGAACUCAAGAAGAGAUAGACAUGAGAGAAUCUUUUGGAGCUACCAUUCCAAGAAAAGUCCAUCUAUUUGCUAUUCCAACUCGGAGGUCAAGUGUGAAUGCACCUUCUUCCCUUAGAAUAUAAUCACUAUACAAAAAAUUGCUAUGUUUUCACUAUAAUUAUGCAUAACAUGAAUUUAUAAAUCAAUAUUCUUCUCACUACAUGAGACGAAUAAAAAAUGAUAUUGUAUAUGCAUUUAACCUAUUUUCAUUUUACUAUUUCAAGUAAAUUAAUUCAUAUUUAUAUCCAUUUUUAGUA
Messenger RNA from Cryptomeria japonica (Japanese cedar), 1777 nucleotides. RefSeq names its product cytochrome P450 750A1. Bases 59 to 1603 code for a protein of 514 amino acids. The record is from RefSeq and is a predicted model, not a curated record. The transcript has 2 exons. Gene Ontology annotation, molecular function: heme binding; oxidoreductase activity, acting on paired donors, with incorporation or reduction of molecular oxygen; iron ion binding. Lineage: Eukaryota; Viridiplantae; Streptophyta; Pinopsida; Cupressales; Cupressaceae.